Malus domestica (apple) is the source of this 534-nucleotide messenger RNA. The record is from RefSeq and is a predicted model, not a curated record. NCBI's taxonomy places the organism in Eukaryota, Viridiplantae, Streptophyta, Magnoliopsida, Rosales, Rosaceae.
AUGCGUGCCAACACCGCCGAAAAAUGGCUUCAACAAAGAAUCGAAAAGUACGGCCCAGUUUCAAAGCUUAGUCUCUUUGGCAAACCAACGGUCUUCAUUCAUGGACCUGCUGCAAACAAGUUCAUAUUCGCCAGUGAUGACAGCACCAUUUCCAGUCAACAAGUUGAGUCUAUCCGUCUACUUUUGGGUGACCGGAAUAUACUGGAGCUGAGCGGCGACGAUCACAAGCGCGUCAGAAGUGCUCUUAUGUUGUUCUUGAAGCCCGAGUCACUCAAGCAGUAUGUGGGAAAGAUGGACCAAGAAAUCAGGAGACACCUUGAGAUGCAUUGGCAUGGCAAGCAACAAAUAACUGUACGCCCAAGUGGUGUUUGCAACAAAACUAUUUUAAAAGACCAACUUUCGGUGAAGGAAAAUGAUUUCUGCACUCUACUUUUCACCUUCUGCAUUCGUCUGUUUAAUUGUGUCCCUUUAUUCUCCAAUAAUUUCUUCAAUCCAGUGACAAAGAAAAAAAGAGUUCAAUACACACUUUAUUGA